AAUAUGAAGUUUUUAUUUGAAGGAAGGAGACGACUUCACUUCAACGGCAGAAAAACAAUUCCCGCCGCUUUACCACACUCCGACAUCGUAAUCUCCCGGCGUUUUUGCUGCCAACGCACCGCAAUUCCACUGCAGAGCAGUUAAACUGAGCUUGAACGACAAUUGUUUCCCUCCGAUCGCGCUUCGGAAUAGGCAGUAGAAGAGAAUGAAGAUCAAAGGAAGCAAAGUCGCCGGAGGAAGCUGGACAACCCUAGGCCUGCCUUUAAUUUUCCUUUUAUGCCUCUUCUUCUUCCUCGCCGGUUUCUUCGGCGCAUCUCUUUUCUCUCAGCAGGAGAGUCCUACGAGUAAUUUGAGGCCGCGGACGAGGGAAUUGGUUGAGGAAGUGAUGGAUUCGAAGGGGAUUCCACACGGAGAUUCCGGCAAGGACUCUGUGGAGACGAUACCCGUUCAGAUUCUGAGCUGGAAGCCUAGGACUUUAUACUUUCCGAACUUUGCUACUGCAGAACAAUGCCAAAACAUUAUCAGAAUGGCAAAAGUAAAUCUCAGGCCAUCAACCUUAGCUCUACGGCAGGGAGAAACAGCAGAUAAUACGAAAGGAGUCAGGACAAGUUCUGGGAUGUUUAUUAGUGCAUAUGAAGACAAAAGUGGAACCCUGGAUCAGAUUGAGGAAAAAAUCGCUAGAGCGACAAUGAUCCCCAGGAAACAUGGAGAGUCCUUCAAUGUCUUGCGUUAUGAGAUUGGGCAGAGAUACCAGUCACAUUACGAUGCAUUCAAUCCAGCUGAAUAUGGCCCACAAAAGAGCCAGCGGCUGGCUUCUUUUCUAUUGUAUUUAUCUGAUGUUGAAGAAGGUGGUGAAACCAUGUUCCCUUUAGAGAAUGGGAAAAACAUAGAUAGCAAUUAUGAUUUUGGGAAAUGCCUUGGUCUAAAAGUGAAGCCACGGACAGGAGAUGGGCUACUAUUCUACUCCAUGUUUCCAAAUGGCACAAUUGAUUCUCACUAGUAAAGAAAAUGCUAAAAUGUGAAAGAAGAUAGGCAACCAGGUAAAACUUGAUAUGGUAUUUUCCCGAAUUCAUAGUUUUGUCAUCAUUUUAGUGAGUCGUUGAGUUUCUAAAGUUGUUUAAUGGAGAGGGAAUUAUAGCUAUAUUUACAGUUGUUAUCAGUUCAUCCAGAAACUUAUAUUUGCACAUUAUGAGGAAUUGAGUUGUCAAAACUCUGUUCAACAGAGGGAGAACUAUAACUAGGUCAUAGAAGGCUUAUAGUGGUGGUAUUAGUGCAUAAUAUGAUUAGUUACAUUGUGAAAUGGGCUGGCAAGAGACGCACUAUGAGGCACGAUUGAUUUAGUUCAGCGGGUUUGAUUGGAAGGGAUAGGAAAUGACAAUAGUAGAAAGACAAUAGAAGAGAGAACCAACUAGGAGACGAAGGUGCAGGGUGCAUCAGAGGAGCGAAAGACACAUAAGAUGAAUCAUGCAUCUUUGGUAGGCAAGAUCUUGCUUGCUGACAUUAGCUGCUUUUAAUCUCAUAUUUUGAGCGAUGAAAUAGUUUCGUUUAUUGCUUAUGACAAGAUAUGUGACUGACUG
Messenger RNA from Salvia splendens (bonfire salvia), 1577 nucleotides. RefSeq names its product probable prolyl 4-hydroxylase 9. Lineage: Eukaryota; Viridiplantae; Streptophyta; Magnoliopsida; Lamiales; Lamiaceae. Gene Ontology annotation, molecular function: iron ion binding; L-ascorbic acid binding; procollagen-proline 4-dioxygenase activity. Gene Ontology annotation, cellular component: endoplasmic reticulum. Gene Ontology annotation, biological process: peptidyl-proline hydroxylation to 4-hydroxy-L-proline. The coding region runs from base 206 to 1000 and encodes 264 amino acids. The transcript has 8 exons. The record is from RefSeq and is a predicted model, not a curated record.